Molecule: messenger RNA, 2995 nt
Organism: Pectinophora gossypiella (pink bollworm)
Lineage: Eukaryota; Metazoa; Arthropoda; Insecta; Lepidoptera; Gelechiidae
Product: carboxypeptidase E-like
Exons: 8
Coding region: 154-1611 (485 amino acids)
Biological process (GO): proteolysis
Molecular function (GO): zinc ion binding; metallocarboxypeptidase activity
Source: RefSeq, a predicted model, not a curated record
UCUGCACCCCUCACACAUCUCGUUCGCGGGAAAAUCGAUCGAUACUUCGUGCGACGUGGACAGUGUUGUUAAGAUUCGCUGUGUCGAUAAUGUUAAUUUAAUUAAAUAAUUCUACCAAGUUAGUGUAUUAAAGUGUUUCAAACACUAAACACCAUGGCUUUGUACAGGAUUGUGUGUUUUGCUUUUGUUCUUACGGUAUCGGUGACCGCCGAAUUUGUUUGGAAGCAUCAUAAUAAUGAAGAACUACCCUUAGUUUUGGAAGAAGUUCACGAGAAAUGUCCAAAUAUUACUCGAGUGUAUGCGUUGACGGAGCCGUCAGUUUGUGGAGUCCCUCUAUAUGUUAUUGAGUUUUCCGAUAGUCCUGGAUUCCACCAGCCAUACAAACCGGAGGUUAAGUACAUUGGAAAUAUUCACGGGAAUGAAGUCCUUGGUCGGGAGCUGUUGUUGGGUUUGGCAAACUACCUAUGUGAUCAGUAUUUGGCCCGGGACCGUCGCAUCAGGAACCUGAUACAUAACACGCGGAUCCACCUCCUGCCUGCCAUGAAUCCUGAUGGCUGGCAGCUGUCCACAGACACGGGGGGCCAAGAUUAUCUUAUUGGUCGCACUAACAAUCACUCGGUGGACCUGAACAGAAACUUCCCAGAUCUAGAUGCCAUUACUUUCCAAUUCGAAAAACAGGGCAUCAGCCACAACAGCCACAUACUGAAGGAUUUGACUAGUCUCACUGCUCCGCUCGAGCCGGAGACACGGUCUAUUAUGAGAUGGAUCAUGUCCAUUCCCUUCGUGUUGAGUGCCGCUAUGCACGGAGGAGACUUGGUCGCGAACUAUCCUUACGAUGAAAGUAAGAGUGGAGCGCCGGUGUCCGAGUACUCUGCCAGUCCUGACGACGAGACUUUCAGGGAGCUGGCGUUGGCAUAUGCCACAAACCAUGCGGACAUGGCCUCACCGACCCGACAAGGAUGCCACGUCACCAGUGCCGAUGAAUCUUCCGUGUACAACUUCGGGAAACAGGGAGGGGUCACCAAUGGAGCGGCUUGGUACAGCUUGAAAGGAGGAAUGCAAGAUUUCAAUUAUCUUGCAACAAAUGCGUUUGAAAUAACCCUGGAGUUGGGUUGCGAGAAGUAUCCAGCUGAGAGUAAAUUAUUCAACGAAUGGGAGAGGAACCUGGAGGCAAUGUUGUCGUACUUGGAAAAGGCACACAUUGGGGUCAAGGGGUUAGUCAGCGACGGCUCUGGAUUCAUUGAGAACGCUGUUAUAUCUGUGGUGAACAUCACUGGACCACUCCCACGGCCUAUUCGCCAUGACGUCACUACUGGACCAUUCGGCGACUACUACCGUCUACUAACCCCGGGUCACUACGAGAUCACUGCGAGCUUCCCCGGAUACUUCCCAGUGUCCCGGGUGGUGACUGUCCCGGAGUACCAGACGGUAGCUAACAUCGUCAACUUCAAACUUGAGCCUACAUCAACCUGGUUUGACGACGAGUCAGUAUUCGGUCUCUACCCUCACGGUCUCCGAGACGGACAGCCGCGCAUAUACAAGAGGUCCCUCUACGAAAAAGUCACCAAAACCAUCCUAGAACACAAGGAACCCAAAUUGGCCAAACAGUAAAUAGGUAUUUUAAUUUUUGAUUUCACACACUAUAUAAUGUAUACUGGGACAUUUUUAGUUGGUUUUGAAAUGAGUCAAAUAGUUUCUUACAAUUAUCAACAUAAUCACGUCACGGGGGUUGUUUUUGAAAUAACAGUUUUUUUUUAAUAUUUUAACUCGCCAUGAAAGGGAAAAACGAAAUAUAAUAAUUUGUACGAAACACUUGAGAGAAUUUUAUCGUGAACAUUUGUAGAGUUUUAAAUCGUUGGCAUAUUAUAUUACCCUUUGGAAUUAUAAAGAACUUGGGUGUAUUAUGAAAAAGAAUAUAUUCCCAUAUGCAGCCCCUCAUUUAUAUAAAUAAACGUAGGUACCUACAUUGCAAUGUCACUGGUUGGAAGACAUAGCAGUGUGGAGUUUAUCAUAAAAUAAACUGUUUAAAGGAAAAUGGAAUUUGAGGCAAAGAGAAACUACUUUGAUGUUUACAAUCAAUCGCAUGAAGUUUAUAAAUAUUUAUGGGCAACCGGUAGUGUGUGAAUUAGGGUACAAAUCAUAAUAUUAUGGGUUACACUUAUACCUGAUGAAAGUAUGUAAAGUAAAUUCAGAGUAAGUUGCAAUGUUUAUAAUGUUCUGUUGUAUGUAUUACAUAAGUUAUUUAUAACAAAGUAAGACUUAAAUGAAACUUUCCAAAGCUAAAAUGGAAGGAAAAUCUUCAAACAUGAAGGAAAUUAUUAGAAGUGCCAUAGAAAGAAAUCAUUACAUUACAAAAAUGAUCAUUUACAUAGCGUCUACUAUAAGAUGACUACGGCAAAUGGAACAGAAGAGAGAUGUAUCUACUAUACUUUCCAUUAAAUUAUUGUGCCAUAGACACACGAUGAUAGAAGAAGAAAGCGUUAUCGUAUGAGAACUUCAACUUAUAGUAGGGCUUUGUACUUUCAAUUAUUAGUCAAAAUAAGUUACUCUUUUUUGAACAUAACAUGACAAUGAAAUAUUUUCUAGUCCAAAUAUUUAGGCUACACUGUCUGUGUAUAUAAAAUAUCAUUAGUAGUGUAGUCAGUUUAGUGAAUAUUAUUAUAUAUUUUAAGAUGAUUUGUCUUCGAUAUGUAUUAUAGUGUAAUUAUAAUUUCUUAAUCAAUUAUUGGUGUCUAUCACAAUAUCUAAAAAGGCAGCUAAAAUAAAAUACACUGUAAGUUUUCGAUUUCUAUACGAACUUACCCUUGUAUAUAUUUUUAAAACAACAAUAUAUUUAUUAUCAAUUGUAAUGAAAUUUUGUAAUCCAAUUAUGGUACUUUGUCACAAAUUUGUUAAUAGUUAUGUGUACAAUAUGCCUAAAUCUUGUCAGCUAUGAUAAUGUAUGUAAUAGUAAAGAUAGUGUCGAACACUUAAAUAAAUAAUAAUGAUUUGUGUG